AUGGAGGCGGCGCCGAUUUCGCAUCAUUCCUGCCCCGAAAGCCGACGCUUCACGAACCGCUCUUCAUGCACAGAUGUUUCCGCUGAGCAGCUUUGGAGCAGCACAUGUCAGCGGUUGCUUCUGCAGCUGCAGCAGCUGCAGUCGUUGGCCAGGCCAACACCUGGCAACCUGACCUUGCCCUCGGACAUCCAGAGGUUGACGAGCGAGAUGCAGGACGGUUUGGCCCAAGCGAGAGAUGGGUGCGGAGAUCCUUCAGCCAGCAAAUAUCUGGCUUUGGGAAGCCGUGACGUGUUGGAGUCGUUGGGUACGGCAAAGCGGCGCUGUGAGAACCUGAAUCGCGAACUUGUGAGACAGGCACAAAGCCAUGAGGAGCUUGUCGGAGGAGUCGCUGCCGUCAAGGAUGCAAACAAGCGUCUACUGGAACAGACGCAGUUCCAGAGAGAUGAGCUCGAGACCAUCGCACAGCAAGGUGUUGCAGACGAACAGCGACUGCAAAUCUCUGCUGCAAAGCAUGCGAACGACUACAGCUCCUGCCAGACUGAAUCAAGCCGGCACCUGGCGGCAGCCCGCUCCAUGGCCGGUCACCGGCUGGCAGCCGCCAGGUUGAAGGCAGCCGACAAGCUCAGGCACUGGCGCAUCCAUGCCCAGAUGAGUGCACAGGAAGCAUCCUCCCUCCGAGCAGAGGCGAUGACGCUCAGGAACGAUGUGCGGGCCUUGCAGGGUGAGCUCAAGGUCCAGUUUGACGAAAUGGCCCCCCGCGUCCUUUCCCACGGUGGCUUUGCAGAGGCUUCUGCACGCCUUUCCAAAGCAGAACAGGCGGUGCAGGCCCUUGCCACGAGUUUAAAGCAUGAGAAGGAGAGCCGCGCUUUGGAGAAUACCACCGCAAGUCACAGGCAAGGUUGCAUGUCUUCCGAGAUUGCCAUCCUACAGGGGCGCUUGGGCCGUGAUCUCAGCCAGCUCGUUUCGCAAUCCCAGGCGAUGGAGCGGAGCACCCUGGCUGACAUCGAGGCUCGGAGCGAGGAGACGGAGAUGCUGAAGAGGCGACUCGAAGAAGAGUCCAAGGUGCAUGCCAGAGGCAAAGAGGACUUGGCCGCACUUCUCGACAAGCAGGCUGAGCUGCAAAUGAAGCUGGUGACGAUAGAGCAAGAGCUGCUAGCAAGGCAGCAGGAGGAAGUCCAGCUCAGAUGCGCAGCCCAGCAGACGGAUGCGGCGCUCGCGGCUGCAACAACUUGUGGCCGGCAUUUGCAGCAGCAGAUUGAAGAGCAGACGGAGGCACUGCAACUCCGCAACGAGGCAGAGGUGGCCUGGUGUCGUGGAGUUUUGGACGGCUCUGCCAGCAAGGAGGCUGCUCUCCGGGAUGGGAAGGCGGAAGACGCUCGAAGUAGAGCUCAGGCUUGGGAGCUCAAGGUUCGAGAAGAGGAGGAGGUGCUGCAGGGCCUUGACGCACAAAAUCUGGAGGCGGCAAGAGAGUGCGAAGAACUCGCUCGCGAAGUUUCUGACUUGCGGGCGCGGCAGGCUGCAGUUCAGGAACAGCGCCGCCGGCAGGAGGAUCGGCUUGCGGAUGACCGUCGUGAAGCGGUCCUUGAACACGCCAAGGUACAGGCUGCAUGCGAACAGCUCGUGGCACAGAUCGCCGUGCUCGAGGCGGAGUUGCAGAGGUCUGAGGACGGCAACCUGCAAAGGCGCCGCGCGGCAACCGAUGCAGAGGUCCGCACAGCAGCGCGCGCGAGUUCUGCAGACAGUGAGCUGAAUGCGGCGAAGGCUGAGCUUGCGGACCUGAAGAAGCGGUGGCGGCAGGCCGUCGAACUUCGAAGCAAAAUGCUGGCAGAGGUCGGUAGUCUCAAGCAGCAGAUGGGCAAGCUGGAGGCCGAGCUGGGCAGCGAGAUCGCAGGACGGCACAGCGUCUUGAAAGAAGAGAAUUCGAAGUUGAGGUCUAGGCUGACGCAGGAGAAGGAGAACGGAGAGCUGGUGCGUGCCGAGCUGCAGCAAGUGAAGAUGCAGACAGUGGAGCGGUUGCGGAAGGCGCAGGACGAGCAUGGCCGAAAGCUGGCGUUGACGCACCAGGCCAAGGUGAAGGCCGAGGGGACGCGGCGAGCGGACCUGAAGACCACAAGCGAGGCCGUGGCAGCACAGCAGCGCCACAUCCAGGCCUUGGAGAAGGAGCUCCAGAGCUUAAGGCACCGGCUUGAUGAGCACGACUGCGGCCUCUCCCGCAUCCGAGAGGAGCUGGCAUUCGAGGAGAGCAACCCUAUCGCACAGGCCAAAGAAGAGGUCCUUGCCAUCCAGGAUUCAGUGCUCAAGGCAGCGGACGAAGAUGCCACCUUGUCACAGCAAUUGGAGGAGCGCGUGCUUUACCCGAGCAGACUUCUCGGCAGCGACCCAGGUGCGAACUUGCGUCGGGCGGACCUGCAUGCUCGUGGUGUUUCAUCAAGCCCGGGCAGGACCUACAGCUUUCAGGACCUGCACAGUCGGAUUGAGAGCCAUCUGGACAAUCUUCAGCGCCACAACGAGGAGUCACGCAGCGGGCUGCGAGGUGCCUCCAGUACGCUUUGUGAGCCAACCACUGUUUAUCCGUCGUAG
Molecule: messenger RNA, 2580 nt
Organism: Symbiodinium sp. CCMP2456
Lineage: Eukaryota; Dinophyceae; Suessiales; Symbiodiniaceae
Source: the annotation of a GenBank genome assembly